This is a messenger RNA of Trichechus manatus latirostris (Florida manatee), 2369 nucleotides long. It is a transcript of the gene RNF227, whose product is annotated as ring finger protein 227. The coding region runs from base 1 to 570 and encodes 189 amino acids. The transcript is spliced from 2 exons. Gene Ontology annotation, biological process: protein ubiquitination. Gene Ontology annotation, molecular function: ubiquitin protein ligase activity. NCBI's taxonomy places the organism in Eukaryota, Metazoa, Chordata, Mammalia, Sirenia, Trichechidae. The record is from RefSeq and is a predicted model, not a curated record.
AUGCAGCUCCUGGUGAGGGUGCCCUCUCUUCCGGAGCGGGGCGAGUUGGACUGCAACAUCUGCUGCCGGCCCUUUAACCUCGGGGGCCGCGCGCCUCGCCGCUUGCCCGGGACGGCGCGCGCCCGCUGCGGCCACACGCUCUGCACGGCCUGCGUGCGCGAGCUGGCGGCGCGCGGCAACGGCACCGGGACAGCCGCGCGCGUGGUGCGCCUGCGCCGGGUCGUUAAGUGCCCCUUCUGCCGCGUGCCCUCCGCCCUUCCGCGCGGCGGGGUCACGGAGAUUUCUGUCGACCAGGACUUGUGGUCGCGAUUGGAGGAAAAAGCGCGGGCCAAGUGCGAACAAGAUGAGGCGGGGAGCCCGGUUAGGGAAAGAGGCGAUGCUGACGUAGAGACAGACGAAGAAGAGAGCGAGAAGGGGGCGGGGCCGAGGAGCGCAGGGUGGCGCGCGCUCCGGCGGCUCUGGGAACAGGUCCUGGCACCCGCGCACCAUUGGCGGCGUCCGCUCCCUAGCAACGUGCUAUACUGUCCGGAGAUCGAGGACAUUGCCCACAUGACGCGCUGCAGGCUGUAACCGAGGAACCCGGAAGCUACGGCAGAAGAAAGGUGGGAGCUGCAGCUUCGGGUCGUGCUUUCUUACAGAGGGCUCAUGUUAAAAGACUCGCAGAUACCGGGAUUGGCACGCGAUGAGGCAGUUGAGCCGAGGGCAGGAGGGAACGCCCUGGAAGGUGCUGAUGCCGAGGUGGGGAGGCUCCUAGACGAACUCGCCCCCAUCUACCGACUAUACCAGUGUUACAUAUUUAGGAUGGAGUGGGCCAGGGCUGGUGUAAACAAAGCCUACGUUGCUGUGGGGAGAGUUUUCUUAGCUGUGACUUUGGCUUUUGUCCAGGACAGCGCUGGUGUGUGGGAGCAACAGGUCCCAUUAUAGCAGUUCUGUCUCAAUGGUAUGAAAUGGUUAAAAAGAUGAAACGGGAGAAAAGAGGCUAAUUUUCAUGUCAUGUUAAUCUCAGUUCUCUGGCAUGUAAGGGAGCUGAGAAAUUUUUUUUUCUCCCACUACUGGUCUACCUACUGCCUCCCUACUUCCAGUACUAUGUUCCUAAAAUUAUUGCCAUGCCUCCCUGCCCAGGAGCCUUGCUUCAUUUCAGAAUCUCGUUUCAGUCUGCUAAGGCAGGUAUCAAAAGGUCCAAAGGGCAUUUAUCUGAGGCAUCUAAUUAGGGCCUAUCAAGGAUAUAGGGAAGAGCCAUUUGGUAAAAACAUCAAAUUUUAAACUUCUGACUUUAUAUUUACAGUCACAGGGAAACACUGGCAUUAUUGAAAAAAAAAUAUUAUACAGUUUUAAACUUGUGUCCUGUAAUUGGACAUUGCCUAUUGAAUGCCAUGAAUUCUAUUUAAAAAUCUUACUAAAUAGCUCAUGGUAGUAUAGUCAAGGAAUGGCAGCAUCACUUGGAGCUUAUGGGAAGUGCAGAAUCUCAGGACCCCACUCCAGCUUACCAAAUCAGAAUCUGCAUUUUAACAAGAAUCCCAGGUGAUUUUUGUGCAUGUAAAAAUUUUAAGACACACUGGUUUAGGUCCUAGGCUCUCUAGGAUAUCAUUAUCUGUGGGUGGAAUAUUUAAAACAAUUGGUAUAAUUGAUAUACUGUUUUAUUGAAAGUUCUAAAGUGACAUUCUGUUGUUGAAGAAAUCUCCAGUUAGUCGUCUGUGUACAUAACUGCAUUUUUCUCUGAGUUAAAAAAUGUGAAGUUAUUAUGCAAAAACGUCAAUUUUUGUGACCAUAUUUUGGUAUUUUCCUGUCAUUAAAGUCUCAACUGAAAUGUCAUCUCUUUUAGAAGGCCUCUCAGCAUUCAACCUAGUGUAGCCCCUUCCCCCACCUUCCCUAUAAUAAUGCCUUAUUUUCUGAAAAUUAUUUUGUGGUGUCCUCCCCUAGAGUGUAAGCUCCACGAGCGCAACAUCUGACUUGUGACUCUCAUACCUCCAGGGCCAGCAACAGUGUUAAUGUAGAAUAUGUAUGUACUCAAUAAUUUACUAUGUUUGCUGCAUUUACAUUUUAUUUUUUAAUAAAACAGCCUCAAAAACUGUCUGUCCUCCUUUCUCAACCUGACAGGCUCUCAUAGUGAAUAGUAUAUGUCAAGGAAGAGUCUAGCAGUUCAAUCUUUGGCAAGCCAUGCAGGUCUGAACCCUGAGUCCUCAAAAAAAAAAAAAAGUGUCUACUUAAUACUAGAACUGAGCCUGUGCUGUGGGGCUGUAGUGGCCUCUACUGACUUAUAGGGGAACUAGACAACCUGAAGGUGGAAAGGGUGAUUAAAAGAAUGAAUGCAAAGCCGUUUUAAGUCUUGUCAGGCACUCCUCCCUCUACAGUUCUGUGCAGUGAGCCUG